Molecule: messenger RNA, 4330 nt
Organism: Saccoglossus kowalevskii
Lineage: Eukaryota; Metazoa; Hemichordata; Enteropneusta; Harrimaniidae
Biological process (GO): peptidyl-aspartic acid hydroxylation
Cellular component (GO): endoplasmic reticulum
Molecular function (GO): peptidyl-aspartic acid 3-dioxygenase activity; protein binding
Source: RefSeq, a predicted model, not a curated record
AUGGGAACGAGAAAACGGAACGUAAAACAUGACAACAACAGUAAGACAGAAAAAAAACAGAAAUCUUCAUCACCUUCGCCAAAACCUUCAUCCAGUAAAGGAAUCUACAUUGUAUUGUUAUUAGUAUUAGUAAUAGCAGCCGGUGUUGCUGUAGUAUACUUUGAUAUUGUGACAAUAGAUCAAGUCAAUCAUAUUCUUGGGAAAGAUGGCUUAUUGAGUAAGAGGCAAGAAAGCGAUAAGACUGUAGAUCAGGACAAGUGGAAAUCUCAUAUAAAAGAUGAACAUAAAAAAAAACAAGACAUUUUUGAAAACAAGGGUGAACCUAAAAAGGUGAUGCCAGAGAAGGAGGCUCCAGAGAUAAAACACCCAGCAAAAAAAGAAAAACAACCAGAAAAACAGAAAGAACCUGAAAAGAAGUUACCAGAAACAAAACCACCAGUGAAAGAAGAAAGACAACCAGAAAAACAGAAAGAACCAGAAAAGAAGGUACCAGAAACAAAACCACCAGUAAAAGAAGAAAAACAACCAGAUAAACAGAAAGAACCAGAAAAGAAGGUACCAGAAGCAAAACCACCAAUAAAAGAAGAAAAUCAACGAAAUAAACAGAAAGAACCAGAAAAGAAGGUACCAGAAACAAAACCACCAGUAAAAGAAGAAACACAACCAGAUAAACAGAAAGAACCAGAAAAGAAGGAUAAAGCCACCAGUAAAAGAGGAAAAACAACCAGAAAAGAAAGCACUGAGAUAAAGCCACCAGUAAAAGAGGAAAAACAACCAGAAAAACAGAAAGAACCAGGAAAGAAGGCACCAGAAACAAAACCACCAGUAAAGGAAGAAAAACAACCAGAAAAACAGAAAGAACCAGAAAAGAAAGCACCUGAGAUAAAGCCACCAGUAAAAGAGGAAAAACAACCAGAAAAAAAGAAAGAACCAGAAAAGAAAGCACCUGAGAUAAAACCACCAGUAAAAGAGGAAAAACAACCAGAAAAACAGAAAGAACCAGAAAAGAAAGCACCAGAGAUAAAACCACCUGUGAAAGAGCAGAAAGUACCAGAAAAGACACCAGAAACAAAACCACAAGUGAAAGAAGAAAAACAGAAAGAACCAGAAAAGAAAGCACCAGUGAAAGAAGAAAAACAACCAGAAAAACAGAAAGAACCAGAAAAGAAACCACCAGUGAAAGAAGAAAAACAACCAGAAAAACAGAAAGAACCAGAAAAGAAACCACCAGAGAUAAAACCACCUGUGAAAGAGCAGAAAGAACCAGAAAAGGCACCAGAAACAAAACCACCAGUGAAAGAAGAAAAACAGAAAGAACCAGAAAAGAACGCACCAGUGAAAGAAGAAAAACAACCAGAAAAACUGAAAGAACCAGAAAGGAAAGCACCUGAGAUAAAACCACCAGUGAAAGAAGAAAAACAACCAGAAAAACAGAAAGAACCAGAAAAGAAAGCACCUGAGAUAAAACCACCAGUAAAAGAGGAAAAACAACCAGAAAAACGGGAAGAAUCAGAAAAGAAAGCUCCAGAAAUAAAACCACCUGUGAAAGAGCAGAAAGAACCAGAAAAGGCACCAGAAACAAAACCACCAGUGAAAGAAGAAAAACAGAAAGAACCAGAAAAGAAAGGACCGGAAACAAAACCCCAAGUGAAAGAAGAAAAGCAACCAGAAAAACAGAAAGAACCAGAAAAGAAAGCACCAGAGAUAAAACCACCAGUAAAAGAGGAAAAACAACCAGAAAAACAGAAAGAACCAGAAAAGAAAGCACCUGAGAUAAAACCACCUGUAAAAGAGGAAAAACAACCAGAAAAACGGGAAGAAUCAGAAAAGAAAGCUCCAGAAAGAAAACCACCUGUGAAAGAGCAGAAAGAACCAGAAAAGGCACCAGAAACAAAACCACCAGUGAAAGAAGAAAAACAGAAAGAACCAGAAAAGAAAGGACCGGAAACAAAACCCCAAGUGAAAGAAGAAAAGCAACCAGAAAAACAGAAAGAACCAGAAAAGAAAGCACCAGAGAUAAAACCACCAGUAAAAGAGGAAAAACAACCAGAAAAACAGAAAGAACCAGAAAAGAAAGCACCUGAGAUAAAACCACCUGUAAAAGAGGAAAAACAACCAGAAAAACGGGAAGAAUCAGAAAAAAAGGCACCAGAAACAAAACUACCAGUGAAAGAGGAAAAGAAACAACCAGAAAAAUCCAAGAAGGUGGAACCAGACACACUGCCACUCGAGAAGAAACAAAAGAAACCAAUCCCUGAAAGUAAAUCACCAGCAGAUAAAGCAAUGCCAGAAAAAGAAGAAAAGCCAGAAAAAAUUCUUAAAGCCGCAGAUCCUGAAUUGAGAAAACAAGCCAAAAAAAAUAAAAUGGAUCUAAAUUUGGAACCAAACCAAAUCAAAACAGAUGAGAAGAAAGAAAGUUUUGAGGAAAUAAAGAAGGCGGAAGACCUAUUAAAAGAAAAAAAAUUUGCUGAAGCAUUGAGAUCAUUUGACAAAGUUUUAACUAAAUGGCCAGACAGUAGCAAAGCUCACUACGGAAAGGCCAAAUCAUUGGACCAACUUGCUGAUGAAAGGCGCAGUAAUAAACUUUUGCAGGACUCCAUACAAUCCUACCAAGACACUGCCAAUGCAGCAGACUGUUCCGUAGAGAUGAAAAAAGCAGCACUACAAAGGCAGGCUAAUAGGCUGCAGUUUUUAGGUAAAAGUAGAAAAGCAGUACAAGUAUACAAUCAACUUUACAGACUAUUCCCAGAAGACUUGGAAAUCUUACAAGAGUUAGGUGUGGCAAAUCUGAUAUUAGGAGACAAUGACAAAGGACAGCAAGCAUUUGAAAAGAUGUUAAAAUUAAAUCCUAAUAGUGGGUUUGCCAUGGUACAUCUGGGGUUCAUUCUGAAAGCUAAAACUGAUUAUGAGGGCGCUGUACCACUACUCAAGAAAGGAAUUGAAAGUAAAGAAAAGGGAACAGAUGAAGGCAAAUUUUACUUUCAUCUUGGUGAUGCCCUCUAUAGACUGGGAAGGGAGAAUGAGGCCUAUGAUAUCUAUGCUAAAGGCGCAAAGCGAGGUCAUUUUAAAUCUAUGUGGCAGCGUUCCUUGUACAAUGUAGAUUCACUGAGAGCUAAACCAUGGUGGCUACCUAAAGAAGCUAGAUAUACCCAGCAUGCAAAGAAACUUGAAGACAAUUGGGAAGUGAUUCGAGAUGAAGGGUUGGCAAUGAUGGAUGACACUACUGGGGCUUUCCUCCCAGAAGAUGAGAAUCUUCGAGAAUCUGGAGACUGGAAGCAGUUCACUCUUUACCAGCAAGGAAAAAAAAUUGAAGAAAACUGCAAGAAAACUCCUAAAACUUGUGCAAUAAUAGACACUAUAGAGGAAUCAAAGGGAUGUAAACGAGGACAGGUGAAGUUUUCAAUAAUGCAUCCUGGUACGCAUGUUUGGCCACAUUGCGGGCCGACUAACUGUAGAUUGAGAUUACAUCUUGGAUUGAAAAUACCAGAUAAUGUACAACUUAGAGUCGGUAAUGAUACCAGGAGUUGGGAUGAAGGCAAAGUGAUAAUCUUUGACGAUUCAUUUGAACACGAAGUAUGGCAUAACGGAGAUACAUUUAGACUGAUACUCAUAGUUGACCUCUGGCAUCCUGAUUUAUCACCACGACAACGAGCUUCCUUAACACCAAUCUAAUCAUCACAGACAUCCCAGACUGAUAUUUGCAGCUGAAGGCAGGGCUGUCUUGUUAAAGGUCAAUGAUAAGAAUUAAAAUUUUAUGUAAAUAAUAUCUUUACAUAUCUUUUACAUGUAUUGUAUGGAACCCAUUUCAAACGUAACUUGUCAUGACAACGAUUACCUUUCUUAAAGAUUGCAUUAAACAUUCCAAAAUUGUUUUUAUUGAUUAUUUGAAUUGAGGUUUCUUUCAUGAAAUUGGCCUUAUCAUGUGUGUUUAUUCAAGAUCAUAAAUUAAUAACAAUAUUAUCCAGCUGAUCUGUACUUCCGUAUCUCCAGAAUAAUUCAUUAUUUUGACAUAUUUGUGUAAUGAAACUUGGAUGAUAAACUGUUUUAUAAUCACUAAUGAGCCAAAUUUUCAAUGAGUUUUUGUGAAAUAUUGCUGUGAGGAUUUGACUAUAAAGAUACUCCUUGCAACUAUAACAUGUCUGGUAGCCAAAACUUAACCAAUCAAAAUGUGUUUUUUUUAAAUGAAAUUCACAUCAGAAUAUUGAUACAUUCAACCUUUAAAUAUAUGAAUAAUUAGCUAGAAUGAUUAUGAUGUUUCCAGUAAAUCUGAACAAUAUUUUGUAAUAUUUGCAUCAAUAGAAAUUUUACUAGACUGAGUACUUAUCUAUGG